AUAAAUACACACAACAAAAAGGUGGCCCUUGGAAAUAAUAAACUAUUUAUAAAUAAAAUGUUUAAGCGACUUGGUCAAUUAGGUCGCCAAUGUGUGCGUCAACCUUCACCAUGGAGACGUACCUUCACUACCGAGACACCCGUGGAACCUGUCAUGAAGGAAACGUACAAGGCCAAACAACGUAAAUUCGGUUUAGGUACUGCUUUAAUAUGUACCGUACCAUUUGUUGCAUUUGGUUUAGGUACCUGGCAAGUGCAAAGACUCCGCUGGAAGGUCAAUUACAUUAAUACACUGGAAGACCGUUUAGAAAGAGAAGCCAUUCCUUUACCCCGUCGCAUCAAUGAUAGUGUGUUGGAUGAAUAUGAAUACCGUAAAGUCUAUGCAACAGGCCAUUAUCGUCAUGAUGAAGAAAUCUUAUUGGGUCCAAGAACGAGAGGAGAUGGAAAAGCAGGGUAUUUUGUCAUCACUCCCUUUGAAAGAGAUAACGGUACCACCAUCUUGGUAAAGCGUGGUUGGAUUGCUCCAGAGAAAAAGGAUCCUAAAACUCGACCCGAGAGUCUGGAACAAGGCGAUGUAGAAGUGGUUGGUUUGAUCCGUGUGAAUGAAGAGAGAAACACAUUUACACCUGAUAAUGAUAUUAAGGGAAACCAAUGGUAUUGGGCUGAUGUGGAGACCAUUGCAAAGAUGUUUCACACCCAACCCAUUAUGAUUGAACGCGUCUCAGAUUUAUCGCCAUCCAAGGAGUACGUCUUAAUUGAAAAGGGUAUUCCAGUGGGUAGAUCUCCCGUGGUGGAGAUCCGUAACCAUCAUUUAAAUUAUCUUAUUACAUGGUAUUCCCUUUCCUUUGCUACGACGAUUAUGCUUUGGCGAUUAUUGAGAAAGCCACCUGCCAGACCUACCAAAGUCAAGCGUACAUAAACGCGGGGGC
Molecule: messenger RNA, 928 nt
Organism: Mucor mucedo
Lineage: Eukaryota; Fungi; Mucoromycota; Mucoromycetes; Mucorales; Mucoraceae
Product: SURF1 family-domain-containing protein
Exons: 4
Coding region: 58-918 (286 amino acids)
Biological process (GO): mitochondrial respiratory chain complex IV assembly
Cellular component (GO): mitochondrion; membrane
Source: RefSeq, a predicted model, not a curated record